Molecule: messenger RNA, 1688 nt
Organism: Hipposideros armiger (great roundleaf bat)
Lineage: Eukaryota; Metazoa; Chordata; Mammalia; Chiroptera; Hipposideridae
Gene: CTF1
Product: cardiotrophin 1
Exons: 3
Coding region: 51-641 (196 amino acids)
Biological process (GO): cell surface receptor signaling pathway; positive regulation of tyrosine phosphorylation of STAT protein
Cellular component (GO): extracellular region
Molecular function (GO): cytokine activity
Source: RefSeq, a predicted model, not a curated record
CCCUCUCCAAAGGGGGGUGUGGAGGCAAACGGGAUCAAGCAGGGGCCAGCAUGAGCCGGAGGGAGGGAAGUCUGGAAGACCCCCAGGCUGACUCCUCAAUCUCACCCCUUCCUCACUUGGAGGCCAAGAUCCUGCAGACACACAGCCUUGCCCGCCUCCUCACCAAAUAUGCUGAGCAGCUGCUCCAGGAAUAUGUGCAGCACCAGGGAGACCCCUUCGGGCUCCCCGGCUUCUUGCCUCCGCGGUUGCCAGUGGCCGGCCUGAGCGCCCCGGCCCCGGGCCACGCGGGCCUGCCGGUGGUGGAGCAGCUACAGCUGGACGCGGGGGCGCUGGCCGCGCUGCCGCCGCUGCUUGACGUGGUGCGCCGCCGGCAGGCCGAGCUGAACCCGCGAGCGCCGCGCCUGCUGCGGCGCCUGGAGGACGCGGCGCGCCAGGCCCGGGCCCUGGGCGCCGCCGUGGAGGCCGUACUGGCUGCACUGGGCGCCGAGCCCCGUGGGCCCUGGCUCCAGCCCGCCGCCGCCGCCGCCGCUGGCGUCUUCCCGGCCAAGGUGCUGGGGCUCCGCGUGUGCGGCCUCUACCACGAGUGGGUGAGCCGCACCGAGGCCGACCUGGGACAGCUGGUGCCCGGGGGCCCGGCCUAAGAGCGGGUGGGCUACCGCUCACUGUCACCUCCUGGUCUUUCUCCUUCUCUGUUAGUGUCUGUAUGAGCUUGGACUGGCUCCAUCUCUCUGUCCCUGCCGUCCCUAUUUGCUUUGCACGCGCUCAUCCUCUUUCUCUCUCGGGACCUUCUUGUUUCUGUAUGUGACGUUCCAUGUCCAUCACGUGCUUGCUUUCCCACUCUUUUCUCCAUUACUUGGGCCGGCCUCAGUCUCUCAUGGCCUCCCUCUGGGGGUCACUUUAUCUCUCCUUUUUCCUUUUCUUUAUCUCCUCUUGGCCCCAUGUGAGCAUGUGUACAUCUCAGCUCAUCUCAAGGAGGGGACACCUUGUCACUAUUUCCCUCUGUACCUUCCCUGUCAUUUUCUGCUGGCCCUAGAGUGAGGAGGCCACUCUAGACAAAUGUCAGCCUCCUUCCCCUAGGGUCACUCCACCUGCUACCCUCCUCUUUCUGGUUCCAUCCCAUCCCUUGGGGCCUUGAGCCCUGCCCAUCCCCCUUUGACGCCCUUCCCCACCAUCACUUCCCUCUGCUCUAUUCUUGCACUCCCCCCAACCCCCACGCCCCACCCCUGCCCCCAAUGCCAGGUCUGUGGAGAGAAACAAUCAACACCUUAAAAGAGUUUUAUUUCUGAGACUAAGUUAAUUUUUUUUGUAAAUAAAAUGUCAAAAAAAUAAAUAAAAAGAACACCCAAGUUACCAGUAUAUGUAGUUGUUGAAAAUGAAGAUACACCUUUGAGGAGAAUAGGAUCCUUGGGGUACAGCCAUCUGUCAGCCCAGAACAGGAAGUGGAUGUGUCCUGAGCAGGAAACAGAUGUGACAUGAAUCGUUAGUUUUUCAAUAAUUGGACUUCCAUUGAUCAGGAAGAGAAGUGAAGCCCCUGAAGAUGGGAAGUUAGAACAGUGGCCACAGUCGGAGAAGUGCAUUCGGGAAGGAAAUGAACUCCAGCAAGAAGGGAGGCUGAGGGGCCAGCCAAGUGACAAAGUUGGUUAAGAGUUAGCUUAAGAGCGUGAGCUCUGAGCAACAGGGCCACCGGU